UGCUGAGUGCCCAGGGAGGCUGCUCCGGGAAGGUGACAUUGAAGAAGGAGGAAGAAGUUCAGGGCAAACCAGGCAGACUGUGGGGGCUGCAGAGGGGACUCCUAGGCAACAGCUCGGGGCAUCCAAGAAGCCAUGCGAUCUGCCCCCAGCCAUGUUCCAGGCAGGAAGAGCGCCAGUCAGGAAGUGUUCAGAAGACUGAGGCCUAAAAUAAAGAAAAAUGACGGCUGGACCAGGGACUGGCGAACGAGUGCGUUCCUGCCGGAGAUGGCUGUGGAAUGCCCUGGAGCCAGAACGUGGGUGGGGACUCUGACAGACGGGCCACUGAUGGAGACGUAUGGCAGGGCGGAUACCUGGCCAGCACUGAUGCUGUGAGAGGCCUUCAGGGAUGGAGAGUGGCCUUCCUGGUGACAGCACAGGAGAUGAGUUGGUGAUGAAGGUCAAGCAGGAGAAGCCAGAGUGGCUGCUGCAGACACAGGCUGUGCUUCCAGAGAAGGACAAGGAAAACAUUUUCCAGCAGCAUCAGGGCCUCCUGCCAUGCCAGACCAUGAGGCGACCUCGGGGUCUGGGAACACAGGAAGAGACUGGGAGUCCAAGGUGGGCUCCUCCCACUGAGCCGGAUGGGCUGCUGGCAGGCCACGCCCCCGGGGCCGCCCCGGGCCCUCUGAACUCCACACUUUCUGCUGGAGAGGGUCACUUUGUGUGCGUGGACUGCGGGAAGAGGUUCAGCUGGUGGUCGUCCCUGAAGAUCCACCAGCGCACCCACACUGGAGAGAAGCCGUAUCUCUGUGGCAAAUGUGGCAAGAGCUUCAGCCAGAAACCCAACCUGGCCCGCCACCAGCGGCACCACACGGGCGAGCGGCCUUUCUGCUGCCCGGAGUGUGCAAGGCGCUUUAGCCAGAAGCAGCACCUUCUCAAGCACCAGAAGACCCACUCUCGUCCCGCCACCCAUGCAUGUCCCGAGUGUGAACGUUGCUUCCGCCACCAGGUGGGCCUCCGUAUCCACCAACGCGCACACGCCAGGGACCGCCAGGGCUCCCGCGCUGGCCUGCAUGAAAUGCUCCGGGAGGCCGCGGUGCGCCGGGCCUGUCGCCUGCGGCCUGGGACACCACGGGGCCGCCCAGAGUGGGCCUGGCUGGGGCUCUGCCAGGGCUGGUGGGGCCAGUCUGGGGCCCGGACCUCAGUCCCUGGCCCCUCGGGGCCCGGCGAACAGCGCCAGUUCAUCUGCAAUGAGUGCGGCAAGAGCUUCACCUGGUGGUCAUCGCUGAACAUCCACCAGCGCAUCCACACGGGCGAGCGGCCCUACGCCUGCCCUGAGUGCGGCCGCCGCUUCAGCCAGAAGCCCAACCUGACGCGGCACUUGCGCAACCACACGGGCGAGCGGCCGCACCCGUGCCUGCACUGCGGCCGCAGCUUCCGCCAGAAGCAGCACCUGCUCAAGCACCUGCGCACGCACCUGCCGGGCGCACAGGCUGCGUUGUGCCCCAGCUGCGGGCAGAGCUGCCCGAGCCGAGCCGCGCUGCGGGCCCACCAGCGCGUGCACGCUGCUGCCGAGCGCCUGAGCCCUGGGCCUGGCCUCCCGGACGGGGAGUCGGGCUCCGAGCCACAAGCUGAGGCCCCCCAGGACUUGGCUGCGCAGCCCCGCAGUCCCCAGAGGCCACAGGGGGGUGGGCCCGCGCUGUGGGGCCGGGGACGUGGGGGCCUGGCGGGGCCCGGGGAGCAGCGCCAGUUCAUCUGCAACGAGUGCGGCAAGAGCUUCUCGUGGUGGUCGGCGCUCACCAUCCACCAGCGCAUCCACACGGGCGAGCGGCCUUACGCGUGUCCCGAGUGCGGCCGCCGCUUCAGCCAGAAGCCCAACCUGACGCGGCACCGGCGCAACCACACCGGCGAGCGGCCCUAUCAGUGCUCCGCCUGCGGCCGCGGCUUCCGCCAGAAGCAGCACUUGCUCAAGCACCAGCGCGUCCACCGCGGAGCUUUGUUGCCUCAUGCGGGCUCCCAGGAGGAGGCGCUGUAGUGCACGCGGCGCUGUGCGCCUGGCAGAGCGGAUUGUGUGUGGCGAAGUGGGGACAGGGACGGCCGGAAAGCUGGCUCUUAGCACCUCCUGCAUGAGACCCAUCAAAAAGCAGUACCUCGAGCCUCUGAGGCCCAGAGAACAGCAUUCCAGAAGUAUUUCAAUUCAAAGGGGAUCGAAAAAGUGCCCAGGGUGUGUUGAGGGAGGAGUUAAAAGAUCAGCACUCCUCACGCAGGAGCCUGGAUGAGUCUGUGGCGGGCUGCGCUCAUCUGUACACCAGUGUGUACCCCAGCCUCAGGAACCGAGUGAAGGGGCGGUUUGGCACCCUCCAGAGGUGCCUGGUGAGAAAUGUCCCAGGACUGGUCAGCUGAAGCACUGGCCUGUCACACUCUGGCUGCACAAUGGCCAGGGGACUGUCCGCAUGGCAAAGUAGAGACAGACUCCAGAAUUCCAGGAAAGGAGCAGAGGCAGUGGGUAGGGAGGGGCAAGCAUAGCCCCAGCACCAAGGCGAGUGCCACUUUUAGUGGCAUCCAAUAAAUAUUUCUGGAGGGGCUGAAGGGCUUGGUCCUUCUCUAGCCCUGAGUGGAAUGCUGGAUAUGACUGACUGGCCCUUGAACUGGCAUGUGUGUGAUGGUCAGGGACUGGGGUACAGGUGGGUGAUCUCGGUUGAGGUUUGGCCACUUGGGGAGGUGUGCUGGUGGGAGCCCAAGUGGGUGGGUGGCUGUGACUGACUUGGAUCUUUAUUCAUCCUGGAGUUGCAGAAGAGAAAAAUGAAGGACUGAC
Sciurus carolinensis (gray squirrel) is the source of this 2791-nucleotide messenger RNA. It is a transcript of the gene Znf775, whose product is annotated as zinc finger protein 775. The record is from RefSeq and is a predicted model, not a curated record. Gene Ontology annotation, biological process: regulation of transcription by RNA polymerase II. Gene Ontology annotation, molecular function: DNA-binding transcription factor activity, RNA polymerase II-specific; RNA polymerase II transcription regulatory region sequence-specific DNA binding. The coding region runs from base 386 to 2011 and encodes 541 amino acids. The transcript is spliced from 3 exons. NCBI's taxonomy places the organism in Eukaryota, Metazoa, Chordata, Mammalia, Rodentia, Sciuridae. Gene Ontology annotation, cellular component: nucleus.